UAGCUGCAUGUCACUCAGUCAGUCAGUUAGUGGCUCCCGGUCCGCUGCGCCUGCGUCCGCCUCCACAGCUCUCCAAAGCCGAGACGCGCCACCGCCGCCGUUAAUGCGGGCAUGACAUACUGGCAGAAUAGUGGGCUUCCGUCAGCCUGCUUUUAAGCAGAUUACACAAGGAGAGGAAGAGAGAUAAGAAGUAGAAGAGAGUGAAGUGACACAUUUCUAACCCUUGCCGUGCGUCGAGAAGAGUAGAUGAGUCAAUGGCAGGGGCACAGCCUGGAGUCCACGCGCUGCAGCUCAAGCCAGUGUCCGUGCCCGAGAGCCUAAGAAGGGGCACCAAAUUUAUGAAAUGGGAUGAUGAUUCCACCACCGUGACCCCCGUGACUCUCACAGUCGACCCCAAAGGUUACUUCUUGUAUUGGACCGACCAGAACAACGAUACUGACCUACUGGAUAUAGCGUACAUAAAAGAUGCCAGAAAUGGAAAGUGCACCAAAACGCCAAAGGAAACCAAGCUGCGUGAGCUACUGGAUGUCAGCACACUGGCGGGGAAGAUGGAGAACAGGAUGCUGACGGUGGUGAGCGGCCCUGACAUGGUCAACAUCACCUACCUGAACUUCAUGGCCUUCACGGAGGAUACGGCCAAGGAAUGGGCGGAAGAGCUGUUCAACCUGGCAUCCAACCUCUUUGUACAGAAUAUGUCCAGGGAGGACUGCCUUGAGAAAGUAUACACUCGGAUGAAGCUGCAGCUGAACCCUGAGGGGCGCAUCCCCGUCAAGAAUAUCUUCAGGAUGUUCUCAGCAGACAGGAAGCGAGUGGAGACAGCCCUGGAAAACUGUAACCUCCCUUCUGGCAGACAAAAUGACUCCAUCCCCCAGGAGGAUUUCACUCCAGAGGUCUACAACAUGUUCCUGAGCAACAUCUGCCCACGGACCGAGCUGGACCACAUCUUCUCUGACGUGGGGGCUAAAAGUCGUCCGUACCUCAAUGUGGAGCAGAUGACAGAGUUUAUCAACAAUAAACAGCGAGACCCUCGUCUGAACGAGAUCCUCUACCCUCCUCUCAAACAAGAGCAGGUCCAGGUGCUGGUGGACAAAUAUGAACCUAACGCAUCUCUGGCACAGAAAGGUCAGAUCUCGGUGGAAGGCUUUGCCCGGUAUCUGAGCGGAGAGGAGAACAGCAUCAUCCCCCCCGAGAAGCUGGAUCAGAGCGAAGACAUGACCCUGCCCCUCCCCCACUACUUCAUCAACUCCUCGCACAACACAUACCUCACAGCCGGCCAGCUCGCGGGGAACUCUUCUGUGGAGAUGUAUAAGCAGGUCCUCCUGUCCGGAUGCCGCUGCAUCGAACUGGACUGCUGGAAGGGUCGCACCACAGAAGAAGAGCCCGUCAUCACUCACGGCUUCACCAUGACAACUGAAAUCUCCUUCAAGGAGGUGAUCGAGGCUAUAGCAGAGUGUGCCUUCAAGACCUCGCCCUUCCCCAUCAUCCUGUCUUUUGAGAAUCACGUGGACUCGCCGAAGCAGCAGGCUAAGAUGGCAGAGUACUGCCGGUCAAUAUUUGGGGACGCAUUACUGACAGAUCCUCUGGAGAAAUAUCUUCUGGAGUCUGGUGUGCCGCUCCCGAGCCCAAUGGAGCUGAUGGGGAAGAUCUUGGUGAAGAACAAGAAGAAACACCACAAGACGAACGGGAGCACCAAGAAGAAACUGUCGGAGCAGGUUUCCAACACCUACAGCGACUCCUCCAGUGUGUGUGAGCCCUCCUCCCCGAGCGCAGGUUCGACCAAAGAGGAGACGGCGGACUCCUCGCAGCCUCCGGAGGGAGCCGAGCUCAGCCUGAGGCCGCAGGGCAGAAAGUCUAUCGGCGAGGUUGAAGCAGAAAGUGAGGAUGAAGAUGAUGAUGAUGACGACUGUAAAAAGGGCUCAAUGGAUGAGGGUACAGCAGGCAGCGAGGCACUUGCCACGGAGGAAAUGUCCAACCUGGUCAUCUACAUCCAGCCAGUCAAGUUUAACAGUUUUGAGGCUUCCAAAAAGAUCAAUCGCAGCUUCCAGAUGUCCUCCUUUGUUGAGACUAAAGCUUUGGAACAACUGACGAAGUGUCCUGUCGAGUUUGUGGAAUACAACAAGCUGCAGCUGAGCAGGAUCUACCCUAAAGGCACCCGCGUGGAUUCAUCCAACUACAACCCUCAGCUGUUCUGGAACGCCGGCUGUCAGCUGGUGGCUCUCAACUUCCAAACCAUCGAUUUGUCCAUGCAGUUAAACCUGGGCAUGUAUGAGUACAAUGGGAAAUGUGGCUACCGGCUCAAACCGGAGUUUAUGAGGCGGCCGGACAAACACUUUGACCCUUUCACUGAGAGCACAGUGGACGGGAUAGUAGCCAACACACUGUCUGUGAAGAUCAUCUCAGGCCAGUUCUUGUCUGAUAAGAAAGUGGGCACGUACGUAGAGAUUGACAUGUUUGGGUUGCCGGUGGACACCAAGAGGAAAGCGUUCAAGACCAAGACGUCUCAAGGCAACGCCAUCAACCCUGUCUGGGAAGAGGAGGCCAUUGUCUUCAAGAAGGUUGUUCUGCCCACACUCGCCUCAUUAAGGAUAGCCGUGUUUGAGGAAGGUGGGAAGUUCAUCGGCCACCGUAUCAUCCCUGUGUCAGCCAUCCGUCCAGGCUAUCACUACAUCAGUCUAAGGAACGAGAAGAACCAGUCCCUGACUUUACCGGCUCUGUUCGUUUACGUAGAAGUAAAGGACUAUGUCCCAGACACAUUUGCAGAUGUCAUUGAAGCCUUGUCCAAUCCCAUCCGCUACGUCAACCUGAUGGAGCAGAGAGCCAAUCAGCUGGCAGCACUCACUCUGGAGGAAGGGGGAGAGGAGGAGGGAGACAAAGAGGUGGAGGCAGGAAGUGAUGCCCCCUCAGAAUCUAAGGUGGAUCAGAGGGUGGCGAUGCCAGCAGAGAACGGACUGAGCCACACGCCCAUCAUCGCCCCCAAACCCCCGUCGCUGGUCGGACACCAGCCGCAGUCAGCAGGCUCAUCGAAACCAUCAGUUAAGACUGAAGACAUCAUUCAGAGUGUCCUCACUGAAUUAGAGGCUCAGACAGUGGAGGAGUUGAAGCAGCAGAAGGGUUUCGUUCGAGAGCAGAGGAAGCAGUACAAGGAGAUGAAGGAGCUGGUGCGGAAACACCACCGCAAGACCAGCGAGAUGAUCAAGGAGCACACGGCCCGCGUGUCCGAGCUGCAGGGUCAGUACCAGCGGCGGCGCUUGGCCCUGCAGAAGAGCCACAAACGAGAUGGUAAGAAAAGAUGUUCUGUUUGCGUAUGUGUGUUCAGUCGGUCGGAACACUCCCUGUCCACCCUGGACCAGGAGCUGUGCGACCUGGAUCAGGAGUGCAGCCAGAGGCUCUCAGAGCUGAAGGAGCAGCAGCAGCAGCAGCUCCUCACACUGCGCCAGGAGCAGUACUACAGCGAGAAGUACCAGAAAAAAGAGCACAUCAAGCAGCUGGUGGAGAAGCUGACCACCAUAGCAGAGGAGUGCCAGAGUGCGCAGCUCAGAAAGCUCAGAGACAUCUGUGAGAAAGAAAAGAAGGAUCUCAAGAAGAAAAUGGACAAGAAAAGACAAGAGAAGAUCAACGAAGCCAAAUCUAAAGACAAGAACGUGACAGAAGAAGAGAAGCUGGAGAUCAACAGAUCAUUUGUCAAUGAGGUGGUGCAGUAUAUUAAACGGCUGGAAGACGCGCAGAGUAAGAGACACGAGAGACUACUGGAGAAGCAAAAGGAUAACCGCCAGCAAAUCUUGGAUGAAAGGCCGAAGCUGCAGAGCGAUCUGGACCAGGAGUACCAGGACAAGUUCCGCAGGCUACCUGUGGAGAUCCAAGAGUUUGUUCAGGACAGCAGCAAGGCCAAGCUUAGCGACGGCGACAGUGUCCAUGGAAACCUUGUUGCGUCCUCAACGACAGAGAAGCUGAACCACAAGGCGUCGCAGUCAGAGGACGACACGGAGGAAUGCUCGUCGGAACGAGUUUACGACACGCCCCUUUAGAGAUUCAACCUCGGCGCUUUGCUUCACACUGGGACACUGAUUGGUGGAUGUGUUUGUGACCACAGAUCUAGGAUGAGACUUGUCCUAAUUUUAACCAAUGGGAGGAUUAGAUCAAAUCUGAGCCUGAAUUGGUGAGUAGAGGUCUUCUCUGCUGUAAUGCAGUCUUGUCCGGAAAGAAGAUGGUUUGUGUAAAUAGUCCCUUUUUGUGUAUUUAUAUGUCCCCUUUAUGUUGUCGUCUCUUUCGGUACGGCCACAGGAUGUGUAACAAAGCACUAACUAUUUGCAGGAAAUAACUUACUUGAACUAUUGCACAGAGAGAGUAGUUUCUUUUUAUUAUUUUGUAUUAUCAUGAUAUUGACAGUAGUGGUAGUUAGUGAGGUGUUGUGCCAUGGUUCUGAAUUGACUUACAGUACAGUGGAAAUGUCAUUUAAAUAGAGUCACCUUGUACUGUACAUAAAACCACUGCAUAGUCAGCCUUUGAAGCUUCCAUCUUUAUACGAUUUAGAUUCACUCUUACUUAUUUGCACUGAAGGCUCCCUACGUAACUUUGUAACUCCUUUUACUUUAACCCAGAGGCACUGGUGGCUUGCUGGUUCUCCAUUUUGUUCUCACAGAACUUAGCCUAUGUGUUGCUGCUAUUUCGUUUUAAAACCCAUCACUUGUUAAAAUGUUCACUUAUAUAGCUUGUCUGAUAUUUGGCAUGGCGAUAUAAUGCAGUGUCAUUCUUGUUUUUCUUUGGCUAGUUUUUUAACAAGUUUGUGAAGAGAAAGGAAGUGAAGAGAAAGUGUGUUGUACAGUAUCUGCAUGUCAUUGAACAACUGUAAAUGUUACAGUAGCUUCGUAGCAGAGAUGUUUAAUAAAUGUAAAUCUAUUUUCUCGGAAAACAUUUAAACUAAAACCUGCAAAAUGGUGCACUGUGGCUUGAUGCGUCACUGUGGCAUGAGCUGGACUAAAAUAAGUAACAACACACCCUUUUGUUAGAUGGCUGAAGUCAACAGGUUGUGCAUUGUAUUCUUUAGCUUUGUCCUAAAACAGUCAAACCAGGAUAUUAAACCCGGAGAACAGGUAGCUGCUGUAGUUUUAUAGAAGUGGCCCUCCUGGUUCCUGGUACUGGUUCUCUGUGUACCUACAGAGGAAUGUGUGUGCAGUUCUCCCGCACAAAGAGCAGAUGCCCGUGACCACAGGAAGUACGCUGCCCACAGGCAUUAUGCUUAAUGUUAACCCACAAUUGGUAGCUCUAGUUAGAAGUGGGGAAAUAGUCCAGUUACAUGUGAACAAACUUCAAAACGCUCAGUUAAUAUCUGUGAAACACCAGUGUUUACUAAUCCAACGAGUUACUGGACUAUUUCCUCUUUAUGUAACAAACUGUGCCCAUUCAGUAACCAUGAGGAAGUGUUUUGUACUGACUUCCUUACUGUCAAGUACCAUUUAACUCACGGGUCAUUUAAUAUCAGAUCAUAUUUCAGCUGGAAAAAAAAAAAGUUGAAUGUGAAGGAUAACUUGACAUGUAAGUACAAACUACUUUCUAAAAAGACGAUAUUGAUGUGAGAGUCCUGUGCCUUUGAAUAGGUUUGCCUUGUUUGAUGUUGAAUGUGUGAAAUGCUACAUUGUUUAAAUUGCCAUUGUAUUAUAUGAUAUGAUAUUAUAUGGAGCUGUCUAAUAUUGAAUAGACCGUGUGCACUUAUGUGUACAGUACCACUACUGAGUAAUGCUUGUGAUGAGCAGUAUUUGACAUGUGUCUCAUAAGAAACGCGAGACGUACUUCCUUCUAGUCUUGAACCACUUUAUUUAACAGCCCCCCCCCCAUCAGUGUAUGCACUCUGGAAAUGUAAAUGUAUGUAUGACAUUAAGGAUCAAUCAUGAAGUUGAUAAAAAAAUAUAUAGUGUAAAGGGAAUUUGCCUGUCAUUAAAAUAAAUGUGGCUAUUAUUGUACUCUA
Gymnodraco acuticeps is the source of this 5962-nucleotide messenger RNA. It is a transcript of the gene plcb1l, whose product is annotated as 1-phosphatidylinositol 4,5-bisphosphate phosphodiesterase beta-1. The record is from RefSeq and is a predicted model, not a curated record. Lineage: Eukaryota; Metazoa; Chordata; Actinopteri; Perciformes; Bathydraconidae. Gene Ontology annotation, cellular component: cytoplasm; nuclear speck. The transcript is spliced from 33 exons. Bases 255 to 4025 code for a protein of 1256 amino acids. Gene Ontology annotation, biological process: memory; lipid catabolic process; phosphatidylinositol-mediated signaling. Gene Ontology annotation, molecular function: calcium ion binding; calmodulin binding; phosphatidylinositol-4,5-bisphosphate phospholipase C activity.